GUUCCCUCAUGACGUAGGGUUUUAGGGUUUCCAUUUUAAGACGUGCGGAUUAUCGCAUUCCCCCUCGCAACAUAUCAGUAUGGCAGUAGCCAUCUGUGCUUGAGUGUUAGUUGGUGUUCGAUUUUGUAACUUUCCGUUUUAUUUUGAUUUGUUCACUGUCAUCGAAGGUUUGAGUUGGGAUGGCGCUGCUUUGCGGUUUGCCUUAGUUCGGAGUAUUUGAUUGUUUUCGUUCGCUGCAUUCCUUUUGCGUUUCGUUGAAUAGCUUUGACAAUGGGUUUUCGGUCGGUAAUUCUCUGUUUUAGAUGCUAUGGAUGCCCAAAAAGGUUUGGCCGAUCGGUAUGGAAGAUUGCAAUUGGAGGAGAAGGAUGGAGAUGAGGUAGACAUGCUAUUGCCUGAUUUCAACGAGAAUGAAGACUGGGAAGGAGGGAUGUCAGAGUGGUCCUUGGUGGGGAUGGUUCUAUCCGAUAAGGCAAUCAAAUUCUUGUUGUUCAGAGACACAAUGGCCUCAAUUUGGAGUCCUAGCAGGGGUAUUUCGAGCAAGGAUAUUAGUGAUAAGAUGUAUUUGUUUUCUUUUUAUCAUGAGAUUGAUAUGAGACGUGUUUUAGAGUAUGGUCUGUGGCUUUACGAUCAAAAUCUUAUUGUGAUUCAUGAAUUAACGCCUAAUGAUCUGCCUUUACAAGUUACUUUAUAUUUUUCGGAGUUUUAGAUUCAAGUGCAUAACUUACGAGUUGGGUAUUUGACUUUAAGGGUUGCUCAAAUGGUUGGUAAUAAACUUGGAAGUUCUUUAAGCUUUAUGAUCACAAGUUUCAGAGGAAAUGGAGGGCUUAUUUGAGGAGCAGGGUUUGUCUUUAUGUAAGGCAACAACUUCGGAAAUACUUGAAUGUUCAAAAGUCAAAUGGGGAUUGAUCAUGUGUAAACUUGAAAUAUGAAAAAAUCCCCAACAAAACACUUGUGGGCUUAUUGGUCAUGGUGAUAAGUUUUGUCCUCAGGUUUUGGGUAUUCCAAGUUCACCACAAUUGAAGGAAUAUGGUCCAGGGUUGCAGGCAUGUAGCGGGUUCAACAAUAAUAGUGGAGGAAAUAUAUGGCUGGUGGUGGCGAAUCCAAAGUAACAGGGAACUGAUAUCAAUGGGGGUGUUGAGGGAUUUACUCGAGAAAAUGAGAUCGUGUCCAUGAGCUAGGGAACUGAUGUUUUUGCAGGUGAGGCGUUAGAUCGAGUACAUCAUGAGAAAAAAGUGCAAGUAGCUGAGCAGAAGCGACACUGUUGGAGCGGUCAAGAGAGGCAUAUACAAUGAUGGAGGUUGAAAACAGUGGCGAAAAACAUGGAGUGGGGGUGAGAUCUGGACAACGGGCUCGCCCGACAAGUUGAAGAGGGAUGGAUCAAGCUCUCAGGCUUAGUUUUCUGCUUUAAGUUCGAUUUUCAAACUAGUAAUUUUGCUUUGGGUUUUGUUGGUUUUUGACUUUUCAGUUAGGACUCUAGGUCAUUUUUCAUUUGGACUUUUAGCUGAAGCAUCCGUUGUGUGGGUCUUCUGUGGGGAAAUCUUUCUGCUUUGGUCACAAUAGGCUUCAAGUUGCCCACUAAGUGGUUAGCGAAUUGUUGUGUUUGUAACACAAACAGUUCUAUGUCUAAUCCUAUGGCAGGUGACCGAAAUGGGAGGGCUUAUCUUCUUGCUACUCUGCGAGUUUCUAAUAUUCUAAUUAAGCCUUCUUUGUUAAAAAUAUCAACACAAAUAAGAGAUCUAGUACGUAUAUUUUACAAUUAUCAACUUCUACAAAUGUAAGGACUUUUUAGUAGUUCAAAAAAUAAUAAUAAUAUUACUUUUGUCUCUCAAAA
Messenger RNA from Cuscuta europaea, 1831 nucleotides. Lineage: Eukaryota; Viridiplantae; Streptophyta; Magnoliopsida; Solanales; Convolvulaceae. The record is from the annotation of a GenBank genome assembly.